UCCACUGGCUCGCUCGGUGCUGAAGUUGGGCGGAUGGACGGAAAACACCACUGAUGGAGAUAAAACGGCAGCAUGCAAUCUCAACCCGUGAUACCCCCGAUAUCCGCAUAAACACGUGUAACGACACGCUUAUAGAAGACUGACAUCUAGAACAAAAGGGAUGUCUUAUCCUGGAUGAUUUAGCCCUUGACUCAAGGAAAGGGUGUGCCUGCAAAUACCAGGUGUUUGAAACCUACCUCCACCCACCUCCCGCAUUCUCCAUCAGGCAUGAUAAGAGAAGAUACAAGAGGCCACAUUUUGUUUUCCUGCGCUCUGCCUGUCUCAACAUUUGACAUUACAGUCAUGAUUUUCUUACCUGGUCUUCGGAUGGAUCGCUGCUAAUUUGCAUGCCGCAGAGUGUGAGUGGAGUUGAAAUGAGGAAAAGGCAGCAGGGACGCAUUGAAGGACCCCCACAGGCGCCUGGUCACCCGAGGCCCAACACCUGCUGUCUGUGCUGGUGUGGAUGCUGCAAAUGCCUCUGGAAUGAAGACAGAAGGGAACGUUCAGAGAGGCAAACAUGUACAAAGAUGGAUAGCAUAGAAGCGACAGAGGAACAGCAUCCCACACUGGAUGAGAUGAUUGCCUGGUCACGGAGCUUUGAGAUGAUGAUGCGCUCUCCAGAAGGGAGGGAUGUUUUCCGGGAGUUCUUGCGGUCCGAGUACAGCGAAGAAAACCUGAUGUUCUGGAUCGCCUGUGAGGAACUGAAGAAAGAAAGCAACUCAUCUGCUAUCGAUGAAAAAGCCAGGAUCAUUUAUGAAGACUACGUCUCUAUUCUUUCGCCAAAAGAGGUCAGCUUGGAUUCACGGGUGAGGGAAGUCAUCAACCAAAGCCUGGCAGAACCCAGCAGUAUGAUGUAUGAGGAGGCCCAGCUUCAGAUCUACACCCUCAUGCACAGAGACUCCUUCCCCAGAUUUCUCAACUCAUCUGUUUACAGGGAUCUCCUUAACAGCAAGAGGGCCUGCUUAGACACCUAGGUUUCAGCAAGAACAUUUGUGACGAAAAAGCCCCAAGGUGCCACUUUCAAAAGGUGUGAUGUUUCUUAUUUCAAGAGUGAGUAGUUAAGCAAUUCUGAGCAUCCACUAGUGACCCUGAAGUUCAGUUCUGUUUAAGUGCCAAUAUGAGCUGCUCAGGCAACUGUGACACAGAAAAAACGUGUAGGAAAACUGACAGCUCCAUACUUCCUACUCUCAACUUACUUGUCUUUUUUUCAUUCACCUGUUUUGUCUCUUUUGACUCCUCAAAUCUCCUCUCUAUUCCUGUUUACCUCACCUGUUCUCUUUAUCUCUCUAUGUUCUUUCUACCUGAUCCUUUCCAUCUUUUAUGCCUCCCAUAUCUGAGGACAGCUGAAUAAUGUUAUUAUUUUUUUUUAAAGAAAAUCAAAAAACAAACGGAUAAGCGCCGGUAGAUGUUAAGCUAGAAAACCUUUGCAUGAAACAAGGUUAUGGAAUUUACUCCAGUUUGACAUUUAAGCCCCGGACUACAAUGUUUUUUUGAAUUAAAAAAAAAGAAGGUUUUUUUUAUGCUGUCAUGGGGAGAGAACAUUGUAAAGCUCUCGUAAGCGAAGGGAAAAUUAGCUGUGCCAAUUCUUUUGUAAAAGAGAAACUGGGAAGCGUAAUCACCGUCUUGCCGUCCAAACUCUUUCUUUGCGUGUCGACAGUUCUUUAACUGGGAAACAUAAGGGCUAGCUAGUGUGAUUGGGCAGCUAAAUGAAUCAUGAACAUUUCUUUCUCUCUGCAAAAAUCACAAUGCCUCGACAAUGAGUAAGGGCACAAAAGCUGCUGAUGCUGGUGACGACACAGUUUAUUGUGUGAGUCCUCCUAGCCCCUCCCAGUCCAUAACUAACAGAGAGAAGCACAGGUACUGUAUGUCAUGGGCUGUAAGCUUCGCUGGAUUGACCGAGAAUUGCUUGAAAAUCACUCACCAACGUUCUGGAGGUUCUUAAAAGAGCUUCGAAUUGUCUUACACAUUACAGAAAUGUAUUUUAUUAAACAAAAGUGUAGUGAACACUAUGCCUUGUUUUUGAGAGUUACACGAGAUCUGUUUAAAAUAACUGUGAUCGCCGAGAGCUGCUCGAUGAGGUUGCGCGACGAAGUCGGAUCCAUCAGGGAAACUUUGGUUUCUGUCUGUUUUGCGACGAGGAGCAGUCAUUCUCGGUCAUUUUCACAGCUCGGAAAACGGCAGGUUAUUGAAAACCGAAAACAAGUCAGUCUUUUUUGUAAUACUUUUCUCCAGCAUGCGUUUCUUCUGUUGUGUCAUGUACACAUUGCAAUACUCAACCCAGAUAUGAUGUGAACCUCUGCGGGAAGCAUCAUGUUGAAGAUGAUACUUAUAACAGAUGAUUUCCUUUAGAGGUUUAGAUGUGUGUCCCUCAAGAAUGACAGCUUUUCAGCUCCAUGUUGUUGGAUUCAAACUUGAAUGUUGCUGUUCAAUUUUCUAGACAUUUAUGUGCUAUUGCAAUCGCAGCAGCCAGUGCAUGAAAACACGAUAUUUAAAAUACUGGUGUGUUAAAUCACUCUCUCACCUUUUAGCUGAGUAAUUCAAGAGUGAAUUGCAUUUAAACCAACGUUUUCUGGUCACCAUACCCAACCUCAAAGUGUAAUUUUCCCUGAACUCUUGUGCCAAUGAAUUAACGUUUGUUAAGUAAGUCAUGAUCAAGUGUGUUGUUGUUGGGCUUUCUUACUGGUGCUCUGAGAGUUAAGUGCCAUUCACUCUGCAGGUUUACCACAUUAAAAUGACGACCUUUGUCACUUUUCAGAGUGCAUAGCUAUCCUUCUUUGAAGUAUUUGUGUGUUUGAGCAUCAGCCAAUGUGAGUAGCUCCUUCAUUUAUGUUGUUUUACAAACCGAAUAGUAGUUUACUUACUGAAGCAGCGAACCAUCAUGGGAAGCUUGGCUUUCCCACGUUUCUAAAACAAAAUUAUUGAAUUUUCUUGUUUGUUUUAAAAGAAAAAAAAUUCAUGUCAUUAUUGAAAUGGGCAAUAAAUCAAAAUAGUCUUGCUCUAAAAAAAGAAAGAUCCUGCAUGACACAUGGACAUUUACCAAACUAUCUUUAAGGGGGGAAAUCAGAGGUUGACGAAACUGACACACACUUACUGUAAGUGUUAUGAUAAAUGUCAAUGAAAAAUAAUGUGACUGUAUGACUAUUUCAAUCUGUCAGUGAUCCAGGAAGUCCAACAUCAUAGAGGUUAUUGAAAUUACUGGACAGGGAACAAAGUGAAUAUGAUUAUUUAAGAUUUUUAUGGGUCACUUUAAAGCAGAUAUGGAUAGAUUUUUAAAAAAUCACAAUGGAAGAUAAUCAUGAUGUGUUCAUUUAAGUGAUGAUACAUUUUAAUCAUACCUCUGAAGUGUAUCACUCAAAGGUAUGUUCUUAUUAUUGACAAAAAAAUUGGAGGCAAAUAAAGAAUGGAAAUUAGUGCAGUAUUAUGAUACUGUAUUGUACUGCAGACGGAAUAAUUUAAUAAAAACUAUAAACAUAUCAUAAAAAAUCAGUUUCACAGACAAAGGUAUUAUUCAAAGUAUCAUUCUGUAAAUGACAACAAAUUUGACAUUUUCACCCAUUAUUUAUUAGAUUGCAGAUUAUAAAAGAGCAUGCAAUGUCACAUUUGGUCCCAUUUACAGUGAACCAUCAUUUUGAGAGUAGUUAUUUGUUUAAUUUCAAUGCCUCAACUUAAUUUUUGCUGCUAAUGUUUGAUCCGAUUUCGAGAGUUCAGGAGUUUUUCCACUUGACGGCUGUCACAGUGAUGGCUAACAGCUGUUGAUAAUGAUUUUAUAAGCAUGGUAUGACUUGGAAAAAUAUUCUUUCUUGCCAAAAGGCUCCUUUUCUAAGCAAAUGAAGUGGAGCCUGUGCUAUGUGAUUAUAGGAGCGCCGUCCUCAUGGACGAGGUCUCAUUUUAAUUGGUUUUCCACUACCUCUCGUUAUGCUUAGUUGUUUUUUUUCUCAUAAAGUUAAUGUUUAUUUUGAUCUACUUGAAGCAUGAUACUGUAAUUGAGAUGUAUACCGAGGGUUUACUAAGAAGAGUAGCAUUUUGUUUGUUUGUUAAUUCCUUUCAGCAUAAUUAUGAUAUAUACUCACAAAGAAUUCAGGAAACAUACUAUUUAAGGGCUAAUCCCAUAUUGCCUAUGCAAAUAUCUUAAUUGUCAUAUUGGAAUAAUUAGUGACUGAGGAAUGUUUUCCUGAAAUUGGGUGGAA
This is a messenger RNA of Sinocyclocheilus grahami, 4226 nucleotides long. RefSeq names its product regulator of G-protein signaling 17-like. The record is from RefSeq and is a predicted model, not a curated record. The coding region runs from base 387 to 1013 and encodes 208 amino acids. The transcript has 6 exons. Lineage: Eukaryota; Metazoa; Chordata; Actinopteri; Cypriniformes; Cyprinidae.